Messenger RNA from Zootoca vivipara (common lizard), 7228 nucleotides. RefSeq names its product MOB kinase activator 2 (gene MOB2). Lineage: Eukaryota; Metazoa; Chordata; Lepidosauria; Squamata; Lacertidae. The record is from RefSeq and is a predicted model, not a curated record.
GUCGGUGCUUGAGCAGCAGCAGCAACUUGCCGGUUAGUAAAAGAAAUAAAAUAAGACACCCCCCGAAAAUAAGCCAUAGGCUUAUUUUCUUGAGUAAAAAUAAAUAUAAGACAUGUCUUAAAAUGUGAGAAACACGGUAUGAGGUUUUGGUGUUGAAAUUAUUAUUAGUAGUAGUGUAGUAAUAGUAGUGGUAAUAGUAUUUACAGUCAUACCUCAGGUUAAGUACGCUUCAGGUUGAGUACUUUCAAGUUAAGUACUCCGUGGACCCGUCUGGAAUGGAUUAAUCCACUUUCCAUUACUUUCAAUGGGAAAGUUUGCUUCAGGUUAAGUACGCUUCAGGUUAAGUAUGGACUUCCAGAACCAAUUAAGUACUUAACCUGAGGUACCAAUGUAUUUAUAUCCCAUCUUUUUCCCAGUAUGGACUCAAGGAGACUUAGUAGAACAAGCUAAAAACAUGGGAAAGUCUGUCAUUAAUGUAAUCAAACACUAAUAGAAUUAAAGGACUAUAAAAAGAUCCAUUAAAAACACAGACAAUAAUAAUAGACCACAUUUUCCUCAGUUCCAAAAUUCCUCUUGGAAUAGAAAGUUCUUCAGCUGCUGGCAGAAGGACAGCAAGGAGGGAGCCAGUCUAAUGUAUGAACUCUGGCAUCAGUCACUGAGAAGGCCCUCUCCACCAAGUCUGCCUGUGAUGGUGGCGGGGCUGAGAGAAGGGCCUCCUAGGCAGCAGGUUCAUAUAAGGGAAAACAGUCUCUCACAUAAAAAUCCCUGGUCCCUGAUGGGCCCAAACAAUUUUUAGUUGCUAUUAUUAGACAAUUUGGAGACAGAAAACCAUUUUUGAUCUACUUCAAAUCAUUUGGAACUUUCAGGAAAUGCUAACAAACUUUCUGCCCAUUCUUGGUGCUCUUUUCUGCUCACUCUUGGUCUGUACGUAGGGUAUAAGCCCUCUGCAGUGUGGAGGACUGAACUGUUCUACUUCUCCUGCUUCAGGCGAUUGAGCUAGAACAGGCAUAGACAACCUUGGCUCUCAACAUGUUUUGGAACUACAACUCGCAUGAUCCCUAGCUAACAGGGCCAGUGGUCAGGGAUCGUGGGAGUUGUAGUUUCAAAACAUCUGGAGAGCCAAGGUUCCUAUGCUUGAGCUAGAAUAGCAAAGCAGUUUUGGUUAUCAUGUCUGUCUGUCUGUCUGUCUGUCUGUCAGUCUGUGCCUGUCCCAGAGGGCUAUUCAGCUCAGGUGUGGUGUAAGUGUCCAUCCAAGUAUUUUUCUGGAGGGUUUGCUACUCUUUUUGGUCACUGUAAAUAUCAGCUAAAGCAAAACUCAUUGCUUUUUCUUCCUGAACUCCCGUCUCUUGCUCUCCCUCCACAGCUUUCCUCCUCCUAGAUUGUGUCACUGGCUAUAUUUUGCAGCAAAGCCUUUUAUACCAGCUAGGGCGUACUUGGGUGGAGCAAAUUGGCAAGCUGAACAGUCGCUUCCUGUAUCUGGGCAAAUGUUGUGCCUCAAUUACCUGAUUGUUCCCUUUCUGCGAGGGGGAAAAAUACUCCAGUAAACUGCAAGCUUUCCUCCUGCUCUCUCUUUAUGUAACUUUAUGAACUUGGAUCUCUUAGGAAUAGUGGCUUCAUGUACUGUAUUUGGAUAUUCAAGAACUUGGCCACUGUCCAGCAUGCAGUUAAGCAUGCUUAUCUUGACUCUUAAUUGUGGCUUUUGUUGACGACUACCUCUAACAAAUCUCUAAAAUUGAAAAGUUUGUGUGUGGGGGGGAGAGUUUUUACUCUGUGUGUUGUGAUAAAGAAGGACAUUUUGUGUAUCUGAGUUUAUAUAUUUAUGUUUUUAUUAAAGUAGUUUCACACUUGAAGGUAGUUUUGUUCUAUGUUUGAGAAUUCAGUUUGCAGACAGAACCAAGACUGUGUUGUAUCAAACAUUUUAAAUGUAUUUUAAGACAAUUUUAGACAUUACUUACUUAAAAUAGUGUACUUAGUAAUUGAACCUCAAGGGGGAAGUGAGACAUUUAGCUGGGAGGGGGGAGGAGAAGUAAGUUUUAACAUGUACAAGCUGUACCACCCAUGUAUGUGUGCCAAGCUAACAGUUCUUAAUGCCUGAAAAAAGAAGUGACUUAAUAUAAUUUUCUUCAUGUAAAUCCCACCAUUGGAGUUGUAUCAGGAGCAUAAAGCUUCUGCUAGUGUAGAAAUCCCAGAGGCGUGACCAGAUGCUACUUUGACCUCUGGGAUUAAGUCAUGCAGGACUUGAUCUCCUGGUUCACUCAUUAUUCUCCUGCCUGCCUGCGCACAAAUGGACAGGGAAAGCAGUGCAGGAGCCCAGAGCUUUCUCCCAGCCUCAUUCUGGGUGUGAAGCAGCAUAUGAACAGCCCUUAAUUCUUAUGGUUUAAUUUAAAUACAAUUAUAAUUUGUAUCUAAUUUGGUUUAUAAUUCAAUUAUAAGGUAUGGUGCUGGUUUGGAUAGCUACCUGUCCUUGGAUCUCAUUCUCUUUGCACUCCGAAAGCUUUUAUAACUUCCAUUGUGUGCCCCCGAGCCUUCUGUUGGUUUUCAUGGGUAUUUUGUUGGUGGAUUUCAUGGGUAACAGUUUUUCAUUUAUAAGAUUUAUGUGGUGCAGUGGUUAAGAGCGGUAGACUCCUAAUCUGGGGAACCGGGUUCGCGUCUCCGCUCCUCCACAUGCAGCUGCUGGGUGACCUUGGGUUAGUCACACUUCUCUGAAGUCUCUCAGCCCGACUCACCUCACAGGGUGUCUGUUGUGGGGGAGGAAGGGAAAGGAGAAUGUUAGCCGCUUUGAGACUCCUUCGGGUAGUGAUAAAGCGGGAUAUCAAAUCCAAACUACUCCUCCUCCUCCUCCUCCUUCUUCUUCAACCUUUUUCUCCAGGGUCCUUCGUAUGGCCCCCUAUGGCUCAUUUUGAUCUUUGUUUUAGUUUGGUUAUGCUUCUAGUGGCUCAAACACAUGGUUUUUCACGUGUGAGAAUCUUGUCCUAGCACACUUUGGGAACUCUGAGUUCAGCCUUGUCUUGGAGCGCUACCAUAUCCAUGAGUUCUUUUAAAUAAUCAGUUGUAGUGGUGCUGACAUUUUGUCCAAAUAUGCAGUUUUGUUUGGCAAAAUAUGUCCUACCUACUCCAUCAUGAAACUUCCUACCCAAGAUUUGUUGUUUUUGUAUUUGCAUAUGGUAAAAGCUGCAAAGAAACAGAUGUCUGCUUAUGUUUUACCUGCCUGAUUUAGGGCUGAUAACUGGCUUGGUUUACAUGUGAAAAGAAAUGCCACCAACUUCUUGUUUCCUAUUCUAUUAAGUGGUGCGUCUAGUUUUGUACUAUAUACUGUAUUUUUCCAUGUAUAACAUGCCCCCGGUGUAUAAGACGCCCCCUAUUUUUUUGGGGACUCCAAAUUAAGAAAAUGAGGGGAGAUUGCCCAGAGUUGUUGAACUUAGGGGGGGAUCGCCAGUCGGAUCUCCGCUGACACUCGUGUGUACCGCAAAAGCCACCUAUCGCCCAUCCCCUUGCCAGCAGAAGCCACCAAUUGCCAACCAAAUUGCCGCAGCAACAGCUAAUCAACAUCAGCCCUUGCCGCAGCUACCAAUAACACACCCAAUAGCUGCUGAUAAUCUCCAGCUCACGGCAGCAACCAAUCCCACGUCCCCCCACGCACUAACCAUGUAUCAGAUGCCCCACCAUUUUUAACAUGAUUUUUUAAAUAUAAAAUCGUCGCCUGAUACAUGGAAAAGUACAGUGCUUUCCUUAAUUGGCUCAUACUCGCCUGCUGAUUCCAGUUAAUUCUUCUCUCUGGUUCUUAUGUAAUACAUUAAUUUGGCCAUAAUGCUAAAGUCCAACAUUAAUGCUAUUUAGAGUCCAUUUCAUUACAUGCCUGAAGUGCUACCCUAUGUUGCAGAUGUAUAUACAUAAAAUCCUAGGUUUAAACCUGUGAAGAUACAAAUCCCCCGGGUAUUCAGAGCAAAUAAUAAUGAACUGAUAGGAUGUUCACACAGGCUGUUGAUAACCUUACAUUUGACUCAUCUGAGUUGCUUAACAUUCUGGGCACAUAAGAUGCCUUUCCUUUAAUCUUUGUUUUGAUUCUCCUAAAUCUUGAAUAGCUUGAAAGCUUGUUUUUCUUACUUCAAAAGCAAGCUAGUCCAAUUAAUUUACUCUUGUACUGUUAGAGGUCCACAUUAUAUGAUUUGGAAUUUCCAUGCAGAAUGGGACUCAUGUUAGGAUUGUGAUGAAAUCUGCAUAUAGAUUGUGUGAAGAUCUUGCAUCUUUCCCUGUUGCUUGCAUAUUUUGUCCAUGUGCUAGGGAACCAACUGCAGCUUCCUAAUGUGCAAUAUGCAAACUCAGAACCACAAUUUACCAUCUGUGUACAUGUUCACAUUAUAGUCCUCCAUGGAAGUGCUCUCCAUGUAGUGUGAAGCAGUCCUUGUUUUAUGGAACCAAUGCAGGUGCUUCUGUUCGAGUCUCAUUUUAAAAAUGCUUAGAACAUUACAUAACAGUUAUAGUUCUGUGCUAUAGAAAUUGUGUGGGUCUCCACAGCAUAUUGCUAAACAGUCAGGGAGUGGCAGGCUGUACAGGAAGAGAGGCUAAGCAGCCUAAUCAGAGACAGUGUGAUCUAGUGAUUUAUGCAGGGCAGCCUGCCCGGGGACUGGACUAUUGGAAGCAUUUCUUCCUCUCUGCCCCCACCCCACCCUGCCAUGUGCAAGACUCGAGAGCAGCCUGCUUUUUGUGUUAAAUGUAGCUGUCCCACCUACUCUCCUGCUCGGUUGUCUGCGGCUUGAUCUCUUUUUUGUGAUAUUAAAGAAUCUGGACACCAGCUACUUUGAUUUGUUUCUCAUUUGCCUUGUUCUGCUGAGGCAGUCAUAAAUACUUGAGCAAUAAGUCAAGCAGGCUUGAGAGGAAGAGAGGAUAUCUGAAGCUGCUUGCAGACUAAUUAGAAGAGGGCGAAACAUAGCAAACUUGAUUCAUCUUUGUCAUUAUCCUUUGAAACUUAGAGAGGACGUAACAUUUUUUAUCUCUUCCUUUUGCUCUGCUUCAGCUGCCAAAUUCUGCUCCUUUUUGGAAAAUGUUUUGAGGGUUUUGCUUGUAAAGAGGUGGAGUAUUUUACAUCCUCAGGCUCUUGUUUUGCCUGAACUGAUUUCCUUUAUAUUUCCUGCUAAUUGGCAGUUUCUGAUUGUUCCCAACUGAUGACUGUGUGAAACAGGAAAGACGUUCCCUGACCAGCAAAAGCCUUUCUGACAAACAGGUGCUUCUGUUCUCAUUAAACUAGGACAAGCAUAUUCCAUUCUGGAUUUUUUUCUCAAAUUUUUGUCUGCAAGCAUGAGACUCAAGAGGAAUGGGUCUUAUACAUUGAAUAGGAAAUCCAAGGGAAAACCAAAUGGUAAAAAGCCAGCACCGGAAGAAAAGAAACUCUACCUAGAGCCGGAAUACACGAAGUCAAGGAUUACUGACUUUGAAUUCAAAGAGUUAGUCAUGUUACCACGGGAAAUAGACCUUAAUGAGUGGCUAGCUAGCAACACAACAACCUUUUUCCACCAUAUCAAUUUACAAUAUAGUACAAUCUCUGAAUUUUGUACGGGAGAUACAUGUCAGACCAUGGCAGUGUGCAAUACACAAUACUACUGGUAUGAUGAGCGGGGAAAGAAAAUCAAGUGUACUGCUCCUCAAUAUGUUGACUUCGUCAUGAGUUCAGUGCAGAAGCUAGUAACAGAUGAGGAUGUCUUUCCUACAAAAUAUGGCAAGGAAUUCCCCAACUCUUUUGAGUCUCUAGUGAAGAAGAUCUGCAAGUACCUGUUUCAUGUGCUAGCCCACAUCUACUCCUCACACUUCAAGGAAACGUUGGCACUGGAGCUGCAUGGACAUUUGAACACACUCUACAUACACUUCAUCCUAUUCAUCAGGGAGUUCAACCUGGUGGACCCUAAAGAAACCACCAUCAUGGACGACCUCACGGAGGUCCUCUGUAGCACCAGUGGGAGCAGCAGCAGUAAUGGGAGUGGCAACGGCAGUGGUGGCAGUGGCAGCAGCGGCGCAGGAGCACAGAACCAUGUGAAGGAGAGAUGAGUCCCAGCAGGAGCAAAACUAAUGCUAACAUUUUUUUAAGAAAAACAAAACACUCUAUAUUCUUUGUGUGUAUGUAUAUGUGCAUAUUGUGUAUAUAUAUACAGACAUACACAGCCAUGACAGUUUAAGCAAAUAUGCUGCCACCACAGGACAUGUAGACGUAUGGAGCUUUCGUUUAAAUGCAUCAUCCUUGGCGAGAAGUUGCACCAGUUCUAUUUUUUUCCUGCUCCCUUAUUUCUUUUUCUCCCCUAUCAGAUGGAUGAGUGCUGUUUUUAGAGAAGAACCACAUUUUUUAAUGAGUUGGGCUACCGCUUUGUCUUCUUUUGUUCUGCCCACUUCCCCCCCUCCCUUGGUGGGAUGGGGUGGGAGUCCUUAAUGCAAGCCCCUUCUGUCUGUCUCUCUCUAGGAUGGUGGUACUGCCAUUUUAUAAAUGUUAUAAGAAGUGACUUUUACUUGUAAAGUGGCUUAAGAUGCAGAUAUUUUGUUUUGGGGGUGGGGGAGGGCUUGAGAUUUGUCUUGUUUCUCCUUAAAAGGUCCCCUUUCCUUUCCCUCCCCUUAGGCGUUUUGCAUCUAGCCCUUUGCUGGCUUGUACUGGGUAGAGUUUUGCCUCAACUAGAGUAGCAAUAAGCCUCCCACUAAUUGAGGUGGCUCACCAGUCAACCUGGUGUCGUCAGCAUGGGAAUCUCAAAAGAGCAUCUACAAACAUGCUUUGCUUAUUGCUUCUGGUUCCUCUGCCCCCCACCCCCGGCUUCUCCUUCCCAGACACAAACAUCAGAAUUAAAAUAGUGGGGAAUUGAGCCUAAAUGCAGUGGUUGAGCAGGGGAAGCCUGGGGCAGAUGAAAAGGGGCAUACAGUGUAUCACCACCUGUGCUAGAGAGAUGGCUGUUGGCAUAUAAUUAUAUUGUUGGCUUAUUUUAGUUCAUCUGUCCAAUAAUAAUAAUAAAACUUCUAUCAGGUAUAAUAAGUGUUCUGUAUGCAAUGUCACAUCAUUAACCUAUUUGCUUCAGGGGUUGAAAUAUCUGUUUACAGUGUGGGAAGUUGUUAGCCAAGGCGUGUGUACUUUGCAUUUUCCAGACAAAGUUAUUUUGUGUAAGUAUUUGGCAUUUACUAUUAUUUAUUCCUUUAUAAACUAUCAGGGAGGGUGUAUGGCAUUAAGCACAACACUAUUAAAAAAAGAUAAUCAUUAAAA